Messenger RNA from Magnolia sinica, 411 nucleotides. RefSeq lists its product as uncharacterized. Gene Ontology annotation, molecular function: nucleic acid binding. The transcript is spliced from 2 exons. Bases 1 to 411 code for a protein of 136 amino acids. Lineage: Eukaryota; Viridiplantae; Streptophyta; Magnoliopsida; Magnoliales; Magnoliaceae. The record is from RefSeq and is a predicted model, not a curated record.
AUGUGGACAGAGGAGUGUGAGCUCGCCUUCCAGGAGCUCAAGCAUUACAUGGGGUCCCCACCACUACUCUCGAAGCCUGAACGAGGGAAACCGCUCCUAUUAUACCUAGCAGUAUCAUCAGCUGCAGCAGAAGAACUCCUCGCCCUCUGGACGUACAGAACUACAGCUCAAACAACCAUUGGAGAAACCCCUUUUUCCCUCGCCUUUGGUGCCAAGGCAGUUGUCCCGAUAGAGGUCGGCCUCCCAUUCGCACAAACCCAGUCUUACGACAAGGAUAAAAAAGCGGAACUGAUGAUGCUCGAUCUGGAUUUGCUCGAGAAAAAGAGAGAACAAGCCCGACUGAGAGCCGCAGCUCAACAACGACAAGUUGAACGCUUCUAUAAUUCUAAAGUAAAAACUAGAAGGUUCUGA